Messenger RNA from Aspergillus luchuensis, 594 nucleotides. RefSeq lists its product as uncharacterized. Lineage: Eukaryota; Fungi; Ascomycota; Eurotiomycetes; Eurotiales; Aspergillaceae. The coding region runs from base 1 to 594 and encodes 197 amino acids. The record is from RefSeq and is a predicted model, not a curated record. The transcript has a single exon.
AUGCCGCCAACCAUUUCCCCGCUGGCCUGUUGCAUCCCCCGCACGCCCAUCUUACGGGUUUCCCGCAACUUCCAUUCGUACAGAUUGUCCCGGACUUUCUCAUCAUCGUCAUCAUCAUCACCAUCCAGAUCUCCGCUCUGCGUGUCACUACAAGCACCCUCUACGCGACCUACAUCUACGAGCAUCACCAACACAAACCCUCCCACAAUCGAGAAGAUCUCCUAUCUUCGAACCUACCAGAAACGAACCAUGUCUGCUGCUCCCAUUCCCGACCGGUACAAACUCGUCUUCUUCGUCCCGCAUUCCGACCUCGAGGCCUGUAAAGAAGCAGUUUUCGCGACCGGAGCGGGAACUUUCCCUGGGGGCAAGUACAGAAAAUGCUGUUUUCAGAUGCCCGGUCAAGGCCAAUUUCUGCCGUCUGAGGGUGCGAAUCCUGCCAUUGGUGAAGUUGGGACGGUCGAGACGGUCGAGGAGAUGAAGGUGGAGGUGAUGUGUCUGGGACAGUCGGUUAUGCUGCAGGCAGUCGAGGCUUUGAUCAAGGCUCAUCCGUAUGAGGAGGUCGCGUAUGAGGUGUAUAAGAUGGAAAAUGUGUGA